Molecule: messenger RNA, 2593 nt
Organism: Filobasidium floriforme
Lineage: Eukaryota; Fungi; Basidiomycota; Tremellomycetes; Filobasidiales; Filobasidiaceae
Exons: 5
Coding region: 279-2477 (732 amino acids)
Biological process (GO): DNA damage checkpoint signaling; positive regulation of transcription by RNA polymerase II
Cellular component (GO): nucleus
Molecular function (GO): histone binding
Source: RefSeq, a predicted model, not a curated record
CGAACGAUAUUCAGGGGGAUCUUCGCGUCUCGCGACAGAGCAGACGCAAGGUAGCCUGCAGUUCACUGCAGCCGUUUCGUCUACAGGUGAUGCGUCACAUCGCGGUCAGCGAGGUCCAUCAGCCGGCAUGACACCUCUGAAUGCCAAGGCAACCGAUGAUGCGCCGAAUCACGAUGCCAUUGCGAGAGGGGCACCGUUCGCAUCACUGGCAUCUCGAGGCCGCCUGCAUCAACCUGCCAAUCUGAAAAGCAGCAGUGUUGCGGAAAUAGCUGAGCGGUAUGAGAACAACUCUUCCGUUGGCCGUCUCCGUCUGGACGUCUUCUAAGGAUUCCGAGUCGUUUCUAGAAUCGCGAGACAGACAACUGUUGAGGCAUUCAGAACAAGGACUGCAACUCACUGAUCUGUUAGGAGGGAUCCGUGCGAAUCGUGCCGAAGUGAAUACAGCCAAUGGUCCGUCUGGCCAGUCCGCUCACCUUCGAGGCGCCCAGGGAGACCGCGCGCCUGAUCCUUCUGCCAAACCACAAACGGACACCGCAAACAAUUCCUCGAGGACGGUUUCAGCAGACAGACCCGAGAAGCCCGAAGUCACACGUCAAGGACGAGCUCGACAGCAGUCGACGAAUUCUCGCGAUUCUGAUGCGGUUAGGCGAUCUAGAUUGAAUACGUUGCCUGAUUACAGGCGCCUAGGACGGACCCGCGACCCCGGGGAAACUGAAACCCCCGCGACCGCCUCUGUGGCAGAGAACGCAUCACCGCCACAGGAGGCAUCACCGGGACCAUCGACGGGCGGCAUGCACAACGAUGAUUUGGACGAAGGCCCUGUCGUUCAGGCCGAGGAGCCGCGUCCGGUCCGCACAGGUAUUCCGCUCAAGGCCGACGAGCCGAAAGAGCAUCAUUCGCCGCGCAGCAGACGUCUGUCAGAAAAGGCUCGAGCGAUCAAAGCCAGGGACCCAGAUAGUGACAGUAGCUCAGAGCCAGACGCAGAAGACGACGAAACGUACCGUCCCGCUCAAGCGAUCGUGCGGAAGAGAGAGCGAGUCGUGCGCAGUGGGACGCCGACCGAAGGUGAUUCGGCAGACGAACUGGCCUUGGGUGCUGGAGAACCUGUGAAUCCACGCAAACAGACAAAAGUGCGCGAAGAGAAUAAAGCGAGGCCUGCGAAGAGAAGAAAACUCGAUACAAAGGCAGUGGCAGGGCAAACGAAACCACACACCGAGACGAAAUACAGCCGAGUUUUCGCAAGAUGGUCUUCUGAUCGUGCCUAUUACCCAGGUUCCGUUAAAGGCGUAUCCGGGAAGCGGUUGACGAUCUUUUUCGACGACGAGACAACCGAUGAGGUCGAAUGGCAUCAAAUACGUAAAUGCGAAAUCAAAGCAGGUGACACUGUGGUCGACCUGAGUUCUCGUCCAUUCAAAGAUGUGACCGUGAACGCCUCUGCUCCUGGACCACUGAAGACUGGAGACAAGAUUACGGUACAGCGCAGCAAUACCGUAUACGAAUUGCUUCUAAGUCAAAUACGUAUAAGAGAGAAAUGGAUCGGCCAGAUGGAUGACCGGAAGGUCCAGGUGAACGACAUAAUUGUAGAUUCAGUCUGGACUGACCCACGGACGCGCUUACCAGCUCAGACGCCGGAACAACAGCAUUCCCGAGCAACGACACCGAUUGCCAAGAGCACAAAGCAGGGAAGCGUAGCGUCGUCUCCUGCACGAUCCAACAAGACGCAUACGGGUAUAUUCGAUGGUCUCGGAUUCUUGAUCACCAGUCCCAGUCAGAACGAAGAGAUUAGAAAGAGAAAGGUUGCCAAACGCAUCACCGCUAACGGCGGAAUGUGCGCGAACGAGAUAUGGGAUUUCUACGAGAAGCAGCCGAUGGACAAUCUUGCGGAAGGUUACGCAGCGAUCAGGUUGAAGGAUAGUACUAUUGUCGCCAAAUUGAAAGGCGUCUUCCUUGUGGUCAUUGGCCAGCCCACCUUGACUCCGAAAUACCUCAUGGCACUGGCGCUUGGGGUACCUUGCCUCUCCGCGAAUUACAUAGAUGAAGCCAUCACUUCGGGUACUGCCUGGAACUGCUUUUUGUUGUCUUCGGGCCCAUCGCUGUAUCUCGAAACCGAGUGUUCUCAGUUCGUUGAUCCUCUGUGGGGAACGGACCCCGCCAUUUUACGUCAAACCCUUGACAAUCGUACCGUCGCACGGCGGCCAUUCUGGGGCAAGGAAAUCAUGAUCAUCAAGGACAACAAGAUGAAUGAUAUCAUCCCGUAUUGCGUCGCGGCCAUGGGUGCCGAGGCCGUGAUCGUGUCGGCAACAUACGACCAUGGUGUCACAGACAUCAGUGACGUCGAUGCAAUCGUGUUCACGGAUAACGCGGUUCCCGACGUGCUUUUCAAUGCCCGCAAGACCGCUACGGUCGAAUGGGUGAAGCAGUGUCUGAUCAUGGGUAUGUUUCAGCCGCCAAAAAUUUACAGUAAAAGGGACAAGUAGCGGGAAGAUCAGAGACCCAGAUGAAUAUGACAGACGACGAUAAUGUCACACGAGACGAAUCAGUACAUCUUGACAAAAGUUCCAUUAUGUUUGAAAAUGAGCACGUGCAUGCGCGU